Molecule: messenger RNA, 7331 nt
Organism: Ornithorhynchus anatinus (platypus)
Lineage: Eukaryota; Metazoa; Chordata; Mammalia; Monotremata; Ornithorhynchidae
Gene: OSBPL8
Product: oxysterol binding protein like 8
Exons: 26
Coding region: 210-2903 (897 amino acids)
Cellular component (GO): intracellular membrane-bounded organelle; membrane; cytosol
Molecular function (GO): cholesterol binding
Source: RefSeq, a predicted model, not a curated record
GGCCGCCGCAGCCGCGGCAGCAGCCGUUGGAGGCGCCACAUUGUGCGGUGCGGCCGCUCCCGCUCCCGCCCCCGGACGGCCCCGGCCCGAUUGGCAGAUUGUUGAUUGGGAGAUAAAGUGAAUUGCCCAGUGUCAGUGGUAUGUCUUGCGAGUUUUCAGAAUGGCCAUCCAUUAAUUAAAAAAAUUGUGUAAGCAGAUCCUCUUCCACAAUGGAGAUCAUUUUAGGAGAAUCAGAGGCUGAACGAGCUUGGCCUCAUGGUGAUAGCAAAGACUCAUAUGGGCCAUCAACUGGGGUAACAAACAGUGAUGAAUCUCAGCUUCUGACGCCUGCGAAGAUGAAUCAGCGCCAGGCAAAAGAAGCCUAUCUCACGCCAACCAAAGACUCACUUCAGCCCUCCCUCAGUCCGGGAAGUUUUCAUAGCCAGGCUCAUUAUCACCAUAAAGGUUUUGACAGAGGGAAGGAUGAUGCCCUGCAGAAUAAGGAAGAUUCAUCGCAUACUAUCUCAAAAAGCAAGUCUGAAUCCAAGCUCUACAAUGGCUCAGAGAAGGACAUUUCAUCUUCAAGCAAGCUUACAAAAAAGGAAUCUCUUAAGGUGCAGAAGAAAAAUUAUAGAGAAGAAAAGAAGAGAGCCACAAAAGAAUUGCUCAGUACAAUCACAGACCCUGCCGUUAUUGUUAUGGCUGAUUGGUUGAAGAUUCGUGGAACUCUAAAGAGCUGGACCAAGCUAUGGUGCGUGUUGAAACCUGGAGUGCUGCUGAUUUACAAAACCCCCAAAAACGGUCAGUGGGUGGGGACCGUGCUUCUGAAUGCCUGUGAACUCAUUGAACGACCAUCUAAGAAGGAUGGUUUUUGUUUCAAGCUUUUCCACCCUUUGGAGCAGUCGAUUUGGGCUGUUAAGGGUCCGAAAGGUGAAGCAGUUGGUUCCAUCACUCAGCCCUUACCCAGCAGUUAUUUGAUCAUCCGAGCUGCUUCUGAAUCAGAUGGCAGAUGCUGGAUGGAUGCAUUGGAGCUGGCUUUAAAAUGUUCGAGUCUUCUCAAACGGACAAUGAUCAGGGAAGGGAAAGAGCACGACCUCAAUUCUUCAGCAGACAGCUCUCAUGUGACUUUCUACGGUUUACUGCGAGCCAACAAUCUCCAUAGUGCUGAAAAUUUCCAGUUAAAUGAUGGUGAAAUGGAACGACAACAUUUUAAGGACCAAGAUAUGUACUCUGAUAAAUCUGAUAAAGAAAACGAUCAUGAUCAUGAUGAAUCUGACAACGAUGGACUGGGGAAAAGUGAAGAAAGCGACUCGGAUACAUCAGAGAGGCAAGAUGACUCUUACAUUGACCCUGAUCCGAUCGAGCUUUUAAAGGAGACUACGUAUUUGGAACAGAUUCAUGAAGAACUUGGAGAGGCUGGUGAAGCUUCUCAAACAGAAACCGUGUCUGAAGAGCACAAAAGUCUGAUUUGGACAUUACUGAAGCAGGUCCGCCCGGGCAUGGACCUAUCUAAAGUUGUUCUACCUACAUUUAUCUUGGAGCCGCGUUCGUUUUUGGACAAGCUUUCUGAUUACUAUUAUCAUGCCAACUUCCUCUCUGAAGCUGCCCUUGAAGAAAAUGCAUAUAACCGCUUGAAAAAAGUUGUGAAAUGGUAUUUAUCAGGAUUCUAUAAAAAGCCAAAGGGCCUGAAGAAACCUUACAAUCCUAUUCUUGGUGAGACGUUUCGCUGUUUAUGGAUUCAUCCAAGGACAAACAGCAAGACUUACUAUAUUGCCGAGCAGGUGUCCCAUCACCCACCAAUAUCUGCUUUCUAUGUCAGCAAUCGAAAAGAUGGAUUUUGUCUUAGUGGAAGUAUCCUGGCCAAGUCCAAGUUUUAUGGUAAUUCCUUAUCUGCCAUAUUGGAUGGAGAAGGACGAUUAACUUUCUUAAAUAGAGGUGAAGAUUAUGUAAUGACGAUGCCGUAUGCUCACUGUAAAGGCAUUCUCUACGGCACUAUGACUUUGGAGCUUGGUGGAACUGUCAGCAUUACAUGUGAAAAAACUGGAUACAGUGCAGUUCUUGAAUUUAAAUUAAAGCCAUUUUUAGGCAGCAAUGACAGUGUUAAUCAAAUAUCAGGGAAAAUUAAAUUGGGAAAAGAAGUUCUGGCUACUUUGGAGGGCCACUGGGAUAGUGAAGUUGUUAUUAAUGACAAAAAGACUGAUGUUUCAGAGACCUUCUGGAAUCCAACUUGUGACAUCAAGCAGCGGAGAUUAACAAGAUACACUGUCAAGUUUGAAGAACAGGGAGACUUUGAGUCAGAGAAGUUGUGGCAACAGGUAACUCGAGCUAUAAAUGCCAAAGAUCAGACAGAAGCUACUCAAGAGAAGUACCUUCUGGAGGAAGCUCAAAGAAAAGCUACCAAAGACAGGAAAGCAAAGAGUGAAGAAUGGACUUGCAGGUUGUUUGAACAAGAUUCAAUCAGUGGAGAGUGGCAGUAUAAAUAUGCUGAUACGAGACCAUGGGAUCCACUGAACGAUAUGAUACAAUUUGAAAAAGAUGGGGUCAUCCAGACAAAAGUCAGACAUCGGACUCCAAUGGUGAGUGUUCCUAAAAUGAAGCGUAAACCCAGUAGCCAACAGAAGAAAGGGCAGAGUGGCUGUUCCUCCCCAGAGCUAGAUAAUCAAGACUCCUCUGGAAGUGAAGCUCAAUUACUAAAACCAACAACAAGAACAAGAAAGAAGGGGAUAGAUCUUGGAGAACUACAAAGUGCCAUUGAAUCCAUAAAACAAACACAAGAAGAAAUUAAAAGAAAUAUCGUGGCUCUACGAAAUCGUGUGGUUUCCAAUCCGCCAGCCCUGGACAACAGUUUCCUGCAGCAGAGGGACUAUUUCAUCAUUUUCCUCUUGAUUCUGCUACAGAUCCUCAUAAACUUCUUGUUUAAGUAGACGGCCUUCUCAGAUUGCAGCCACAGACUGGAAUGAUGAGAUUUAUACCGGGACCAUUUUUUAAGUUGGUUUGGACUUUUAAAGAAUGCAAUAUUUCCAAGAGAACCUUAGAGAUACAUCGAGAGGCUAUGCCUCAAAUAUCUUCAUGCUUAGCUGGAUUCAGAACUCUACUAUUCCUGCAAAAUCUGCUGUUUAAUUGGGGAAUGUAUAAGUGCCAGAAAACUCUUACUUUUGUGGGAGUAUGUGUUUGUGUGAGUGUAUGUUUGUGGAUAUAUGUAUACAUAUAUGUAUAUCUGCAUAUAUACCCACAUAUCACAUGCCUUAUGUGCACACACAUACAUUCUCAACUGACAAUAGUGUAGUGUUCUAAGCUAUGUUGUCAAAAGUUCAAGUGAUACAUUAUUACCGAAGAUACUCUGCCCAUUCACUUCAUAAAACAGAGAGAUUUUUAUUAACGUGGAAAAAAAAAAUGGAAAAUAGACCCGUCGUAGUCAAAUAACUAAUGCACUGCUAGAAAAAUCUUUUAAAGCACCCAGCUUGGACACUCUUCAGAAACGACGGGGUAAAACUGAUGGAUGGUGAAAUUUAAUAGAUGCACUGGGAAAGACAGGUGACAUAUUUGCUCGAUACAGUAAGUUUACAUUAGAUCUCUGCUUAUUGCUUGUUCCCCUUGACAUUUAAUAACUUUUAUACAUGUGGGUAUAGGUAUGUACCAAUGUGUAUGUAUCAACAUAAAAAUCUCUGAGUUCUGCAGUCCUUGCUAUCAUGCUUUAUGAUGCCUCCUUGAUCUCUUGCAAAACAUACAAGGAAAUGUUAGGCCCACAAGAACCUCUCUGCUAAUGGCUUAUCGAUUCUUCCAUUACGAACCUGAAUUUCAAGGAAGAUUGACUUGGCUUUUCAGUUCGUUCAGAAAUGGAUGAAAAAAAUGCUUUGGCCGUUAAGGUUCAAGUCGCGACAGUUCUUCCAUAACGUUUGUGGGCGGGGAAGCGGGGGGUAAUUCCUGAAGCAGUUCAUUCGUUAAAGAAAACUCAUACUGGAGCACUUAUGUCUUGACCAGGUCCACACAUCUGCACAAACUAGGCCUUUCCAGCGUUAUAUUCAGAGAGACACAGGUUGCAGGGAACAUCCCCUAAUUCCAUAACGCAGUUCUACCCCAAAUGCCUCCGAAAACACCACAUUACUAAGGAAUUGACCGCAGUCAAAAAUUGCCUUUGCUCUCUGAGGCUUUUCCAAGGGUUCCCCAGAAUGCAGAAAUGACCUCUCCUGGGCAGCUAGUCUAUAAUGUAGACUAGUUUCUCUGAGUGGUUUAUACACGAUAUAAAAAGUUGAGACAACUCAGGUUUGUUUCAUCGGUCAGUGAUCGGCACACUUUAGGAAUCUCUUGCACUUUUCAUUUAGAUCUUAAGCUGUUUUGUAGCUAGGGAAAAUGCAAAAUGAUAGUAAUAUUAAAGGUUUGACUUUAAAUGCCAAAAAGGGAAAGAAAAAUGAGGUGACCUUGUCCUGCUCUUUCACGAAUGUGCACAUUGCAAUAGAUGUACAAGUCUGUGAACUUUGGAGACAACCACCAGGUCCUGAAAUUCAAUCGCUUAUCUCCCCCACUUCCUCGUAACGGCACACGGGUGGCAGAACAUCACACUGGUGUGAGAUCCCUGUUUGUUUACAGUUCAGUGGGGCAAAAUAAGAAUUGUUUCUUCUAUCAGUUUUAAUUUGACAUGUCGAUUUUGUUUUUUGUUACUGAUUUUUUUCAUAUUUGUUUUUGUAGUCAUAAAGAACAUUUGUAAAAGUGUAGGUAUUCAGCAUCAUGUGUGUUAGAACAGUAAAAAAAACAAAAAAAGGGUCUCAGAGAGAGGGCAGCUAGAGGGUCUCAUUUCUCCAACCGGGUUUGACCUUCGCACAGAUGGGCUGGUGAGGCACUAAUACAUUCAUUAUCCAUGUGAAUGAAUGUAAAAUCGGGUGGCAUUGGAAGAAUCGUGCGAAGGAUAAUUCCGAGUGAGAACUUGGAUUGUUUUCUCGACAGAUGUAAAUUUCCUGUUUGUCUUUCCAUCUAGGUGGUUGGGUGCCAUCUCACAACGUUUAUAUAAAGGUCAAUUUCAUCUCUAAUAGAGAGAAGGCAAAAUAAAUAUGAUGGAGUUUGGAUGUAAAAGAAAGGUCAGGUGUCUGUAGAAAGAAUUCCCAUGCUAAGAGACCUUCAUCUGUAAUUUGUGAUUUUAUAUUUCUAUUUUGCUUAAAUUCAGCUGUGUCCUACGGCCCACUUGCUUACCUAGUGGUAUCAACAAUGCUAUUUGUUAACAAAUACUGAUAACACUCUAGAUUUCGUUCAUCAUUUUUAGCUAGUAUUAAUUUACAGAAAAUCCUAAAUUGUAUGAUCACAAGAAUCUUCCGUUUGAUCCUAUUGUUGAAAUAAGCAUGAGUUAAGGGAUUUUGUCACUGAUUAACUUCGUGUCCUUAUUUGUAAGAAUCUGACUUUUUUUUUAAAAAAGAGUUAAUGUUCCGAGAGACUUAUGUGCUGGAAAAGUGUCCUUUGUCUCUUAUCGUGGGUUUUGAUUUGCUUGUCGUUGUUGUUUUUUUUUUAAUUUUGAUAACACAUGACUCUCAUCUAUUUUAGCUGAUAAUUCCUGUUUCAUUUCCAGUGACUUGAUGUUCCUUUUCUGUGAACCGAAGAGCGCAUUCAGGGAUCGGAAGGCUUCCUUUUAGGCAAUUCUGUUUAGAGGCUUUGCGUGUGAAUCCUUUAAGAUGCACAAUUUACUUUACGUAUCAGUAUAAUAUAAAGUAGAUCGUUAUUCUCACAGUAAUCAUUGGCCGCCUGCAUUCAUAAACACUGUACAACUUGUAGUUUGAGGACAGUCGUCUCCUACUGAUUUUUAGACUUGUGAACCCCAUGAUGUUUCAUCAUCGCUAAAUUUAAAAUGUCUGAAUUUUUCUUGCAUAGAAAUGUCAUUGUUGCUAAGUGAAUUUCCUUAAUGAUUAGUUUUAAAAUGCACAAUGUCUUUAAUUUUCCGGUUUUUAGUUGGAUGGGAUCGACCUAUUGAAAUUAGGUAAAUAAGUCAUGUGAAAUACUGCAUAUAGUUACAGCAAUAGAUAAUGUAGUGUUUCUUGUAUUUCACAUGCCAAGUACAUUUAAAAUAUUUCUACAUCACUUAUAAAGGUGUACAGUAUGUUCGUUUCCAGAUUCAUCUUAGCAGGCAACUUGCACUUUCUUUCAAGCUGCAUUGCAAAAUAUAGCAUUUAUUUACACUUCAUGCUUUUGUGCCUUUGGGAGACUCUCUGUUGCUAUUUUUUGUUACUGGGACAGAAUCUCAAUGCAAAAUUGGUCUAACAUCUCAGAAUCUUUUUUUUUUUGUAUAAGGUCAUUCAUUGCUCUGUCACUUUAUUUCCUUUUAUAGAUAGAGAAUAUUUAAACAAGACAGUACUUUUUAUAAGAAUUUGUCUAAUUGUAUUUCAAGUAUAUAGUCCACUCUUCAGACAUCGUUCAGAUAGACUCGUCAGAUAUUUGAGUAUUGUAAACAGUGCCUUUUUAAUGGACUCCACACUGUUUUGAGCUGUAUAAAGAAGUUGUUCAUUUGUGCCAUAUAUACAUGUAGAGCGUUUUGUGCAAGGGGGAGAAGGGGGCUGUUUCUCUUAACUUUUUCGACUUUCACACGUAAAUAUUUAAGAAAAUAAAUGUAGUAUGAGUUCAAUUCUCCCAGAUUUUAGCAUUUUAUCUGCCCAUCUACCCUGUUUUGUAUCCAUACAAAGUGAUUAUAAUUUGUGACGGUAUUGAAGCCAUACUAGAACUUUAGUAGGGACCGACUGUAUUGAUUUUUGACUAAACCCAGAUCUUUAUAUUCAGGUAGAUUUUUAAAAACAUUUUAAGGUCCCAGAUUCUAAUGAGUUUACAGUCCAACUGGUUUCACUAAAUGGGAGAAGAACUUUUACAAAAAAAAAAAAAUGCCGCCGCUAUCUCAUUCUACUUAAAUGUGCUCUAUCUACAAAGUAUAAGAUGAGCGUAUUUAGUUUUUGUCACUUAAAUAUUUGGCUUCUUUUUGCACUGUUCGAUUUUAAAAUUGAAAAUGGACUGUUAAAAGCUUCGUAGGACCAGUGUCACAUUAAAUCUGAUGGGCGAAACUUAAACCCCAGAAUCCUCGAUAAAUCGAAUUUCGAUGCACUGCCUAAAACGUUUAUUUAGGGAAAAACUGUUCCUUGUUUCUGCAUCUCUCAAAUAAAGUGGUUUUAAUACAUUGAGCAAUUUAUUUGAAGUAAACCGCCCUGUACCAUGAGACAAGGCACUCAGAAUCCCACUGGAAGACCCCAGAAGUUGAAAUUGUAUCGCAUGCCGAAUGUGAAACAUCUUGUAAAUGACCACUUGUAAAUUCAAGCACUACCCGCUGGUCGAUAGUUUUGUAAGAUUAACUAAUAGAAUAAAGAGAUGUUAUCAGCAUUUAGGUGUAA